Messenger RNA from Oryza sativa Japonica Group (Japanese rice), 2211 nucleotides. RefSeq names its product glycerol-3-phosphate dehydrogenase SDP6, mitochondrial. NCBI's taxonomy places the organism in Eukaryota, Viridiplantae, Streptophyta, Magnoliopsida, Poales, Poaceae. Gene Ontology annotation, cellular component: glycerol-3-phosphate dehydrogenase (FAD) complex; mitochondrion. Gene Ontology annotation, biological process: glycerol-3-phosphate metabolic process. Gene Ontology annotation, molecular function: glycerol-3-phosphate dehydrogenase (quinone) activity. The record is from RefSeq and is a predicted model, not a curated record.
ACGCGUUCCGCCGCCCGUGUGAGCUGUGAAACUCGCGAUCUCCCAACUCCCAGCGCCCUCGCCGAACAAAGGAGAGGUAGGGAGGCACACGCGUCCGCCCGCCGCCAUGGCCACGUGGCGCCUCCGCCGCGCGGCCGCCGCCAUCGCCGCGUCCUCCGCCGUCGUCGCCGCGGGCGCGGCCUGGCCGUCCGCGUCCGCUUCCGACCCGUCCCCCGCGGCCCUCGAGGCCGCGCGGCGGCGCGUGGCCCAGCCGGGCGCGGCCCCGCCGCCACGCGCCGCGCAGAGGGCGGCGCUGGCCGGGUCCACCCCCGCGGAUCCCCUCGACGUGCUCGUCGUCGGCGGCGGGGCCACCGGGUGCGGCGUCGCGCUCGAUGCCGCAACCCGCGGGCUCCGCGUCGGCCUCGUGGAGCGCGAGGACUUCUCCUCUGGGACAUCCUCCCGAUCCACCAAACUCAUCCAUGGCGGUGUGCGCUAUUUGGAGAAGGCAGUAUUCAAUCUUGAUUAUGGGCAGCUGAAACUCGUUUUUCAUGCUUUGAAAGAAAGAAAGCAGGUUAUUGAAAAUGCUCCCCACUUAUGCCAUGCUUUGCCAUGCAUGACUCCUUGCUUUAAUUGGUUUGAGGUUGUAUACUAUUGGUUCGGCCUGAAAUUCUAUGAUAUCGUUGCUGGAAGAAGGCUGCUACAUUUGUCACGAUAUUAUUCUGUAGAUGAAUCAGUUGAACUUUUCCCAACCCUUGCAAAAAACAGCCAUGAUCGUAGCCUAAGAGGGACAGUGGUAUACUAUGACGGUCAAAUGAAUGACAGUCGGCUGAAUGUGGGCUUGGCAUGCACUGCAGCGGUUGUUGGUGCAGCUAUUCUUAAUUAUGCUGAAGUGGUAUCCCUCAUUAAGGAUGAAUCUGGAGAAAGGAUUAUUGGUGCACGGAUCCGUGAUACGCUAUCAGGUAAAGAAUUCGAUGCAUUUGCAAAGGUGGUUGUUAACGCAGCAGGACCGUUCUGUGACUCUGUGAGGAAGAUGGCUAACAAUGACGUAGUGCCCAUGAUCAGUCCAAGCAGUGGAGUGCACAUUGUACUUCCUGAUUAUUAUUCCCCUGAUGGGAUGGGGCUAAUUGUCCCUAAAACCAAGGAUGGUAGAGUUGUAUUUAUGCUGCCAUGGUUAGGAAGGACAGUAGCUGGUACAACCGACUCUAGUACAGCAAUAACAAUGCUUCCUGAACCACAUGAGGAUGAGAUACAGUUCAUAUUAGAUGCUAUCUGUGAUUAUCUUAACGUUCAGGUAAGGCGUUCAGAUGUUCUUUCUGCCUGGAGUGGUAUACGUCCACUGGCUAUGGAUCCAUCGGCAAAAAAUACUGAGAGCAUUUCCAGAGAUCAUGUUGUAUUUGAAGACUACCCAGGACUAAUAACUAUCACUGGUGGAAAAUGGACAACUUAUAGAAGCAUGGCUGAAGAUGCUGUUAAUGCAGCCAUAAGGUCAGGUAAUUUGAAGCCUGCCAAUGGCUGUGUGACUGAUCAUCUGCAUAUUCUUGGUGGAUAUGGUUGGGAUCCUGCUUCGUUUACUGUCCUUGCACAGAACUAUAAACGGAUGAAAAGGACAUAUGGUGGGAAGAUCAUUCCAGGUGCAAUGGACAGUGCUGUAUCGAAGCAUCUGUCACAUGCAUAUGGAACUUUGGCUACACAAGUGGCUUCAAUUGCCCAGAAUGAAGGCUUGGGGAAGCGACUUGCUCAUGGAUACCCAUUUUUGGAGGCUGAAGUAGCAUACUGUGCUCGCCACGAGUACUGUGAAUCUGCUGUGGACUUCAUUGCAAGGAGAUGCCGUCUUGCAUUUCUUGACACAGAUGCUGCUGGGAGAGCAUUGCCUCGGAUCAUCGAGAUUUUAGCUCUGGAACGCAAGUGGGACAAGGCAAGGCAGAAGCUUGAACUACAAAAGGGUAAAGAUUUCCUGGAAACAUUCAAGUCAUCCAAGAAUGCACAAUUCAGGGAUGGCAAACAUAAUGGUCAAUGAGUGAAACAUAAUUUCUGUGAAUAAGCGUGAGUCAUACAAUAAAAGCAAAGUAUGAAACUUAGACAAUCAGGCUAGUGCAAGAAUAAUUCGGUGCAAGAGGGCUGGGGUCCUAAAAUGUUCUCAGUUGUCCUUUUGUGCACUUUAUUACUUCUAUCUGAUUUGUGGUGAAAUAACAUCUCAUCGGCAUGAUGUAGAUCGAUGGAUGUACCACGGAA